This is a messenger RNA of Oppiella nova, 1176 nucleotides long. Lineage: Eukaryota; Metazoa; Arthropoda; Arachnida; Sarcoptiformes; Oppiidae. The record is from the annotation of a GenBank genome assembly.
CGCAUAUCGCUGGUGGACAGGGAGGUGGACAUCGAUGCACACAAUGUGGACCUGUUUUGGAAAGGGAGGCGAGUGUUGGACAGCACAAGAGUCGGGCAAAUGUUUGCCAACGAGUCUGAAGUGGAGCUGAGACCACGAAAAGGCAUCACCAAUGGGAUCAACUCUGGAGCCAACACUUCCACCGCUAUUGCCAGUACUUCCACUAAUAGAGCGAGAAGUAGUCGAAGACUUGCUUCGCCCAUAAAGUUGGAACCAAUGGAUGUCAUAACCAUUGAUGACAAUCAGGACAUCGGAGUGACUGCCAGAUAUAGCCGCAAACCGUCCGCAUCCCUGUCCACCGAUAGCACCAAUAGUUCGGGCGCCGGUGUGUCCACACAAUCAUCAGCACCGGCAGAGAUCGCAUCGACAUCAGCGGCAGCACCGGUAACACCAGCGGCUACUGAUAGUUCGGACACUGAUAUGGCCACCACUUCCACAUCAUCAUCAGCAGCACCGGUAGCCACGGAGGCCACCACUGAUCAAAUCGACAGUGAGAUGGCGGACAGCGCCGGUAGCUCUGUGGCCGUAGAGCUCUAUCAGUGUACUAUCAAAGGAUGCGAUUACAAGACCACAAACAAAGGUGUGCUGACCCGUCAUCGCCGGUACGGACACACGACUGGCGGUCAACUGAAGUGCUCGCAGUUCGACACCUGUCGACAAGUGUUCACCACUCGGCCUAAAAUGAUUGCCCACCAGAAGCGUAUGCAUCCCGAGCUGUUCCCAGACCUGCCAUUCAUGACCUGUUCGGCCACAGACUGCCACUUUAAGACCAAAAGUGCGCCACAGAUGACCGAACACACGAAAUCAAGGGUGAGCGCCAGCACCGGUAGUCCAACAUCUGGACAGCAAUUCAAGUGCAAUGUAAAGGGCUGUCCAUUCAAGACACCCCACAAGAGCGCACUGACCCGUCACCGGCGCUAUGGACACAAGCAUACCGGCGCCGAACUCAAGUGCCCGGAGUUCAACACAUGUCGCCAAGUGUUCAAAAACAGGUCCCAAAUGAUGGCACACCAGAAGCGUAUGCAUCCGGAACUACUGCCAGACCUACCAUUCAUGACCUGCGGGAUCAGUCGCUGCGCCUUCAAGACUAAGAGUAAUCCUAAGAUGACUUACCAUAAAAAGAUUCAUCACCCCUGA